Messenger RNA from Meleagris gallopavo (turkey), 1438 nucleotides. The record is from RefSeq and is a predicted model, not a curated record. NCBI's taxonomy places the organism in Eukaryota, Metazoa, Chordata, Aves, Galliformes, Phasianidae.
UGAUACAAACAUUUAUUUUGUGUUGCAGAGUUUGGUGUCCAUUUGGCAGAGCUGACUGUGGACCCGCAGGGAGCGCUGGCCAUCCGGCAGCUAGCAUCCGUCAUUUUGAAACAGUAUGUGGAAACUCACUGGUGUUCUCAGUCAGAAAAGUUCAGACCUCCAGAGACCACCGAGAGGGCAAAAGUUGCUAUUAGAGAGCUCCUACCCAACGGGCUGAGGGAAUCCAUCAGCAAAGUGCGCUCCAGUGUUGCCUACGCAGUGUCAGCAAUAGCCCACUGGGACUGGCCCGAAGCCUGGCCUGAGCUCUUCAACCUCCUGAUGGAGAUGCUGGUUAGUGGAGAUGUGAACGUGGUGCAUGGAGCCAUGAGAGUGCUGACAGAGUUUACGCGGGAAGUGACGGACACACAGAUGCCACAUGUUGCUCCUGUUAUUCUUCCAGAGAUGUACAAAAUCUUCACGAUGGCUGAGGUGUAUGGUAUUCGCACGAGGUCACGCGCAGUGGAGAUAUUUACCACCUGUGCCCAUAUGAUCUGUAACAUGGAGGAACUGGAAAAGGGUGCAGCCAAAGUCCUGAUAUUCCCCGUGGUGCAGCAGUUCACAGAGGCUUUUGUUCAGGCCCUGCAGAUGCCUGACGGACCCACAUCAGACAGUGGAUUUAAGAUGGAAGUCCUGAAAGUAAGUUGGUUAAUACUGAUAGGAAAUGACCACAUACAUAAACACUGCCAGGUGUGCUGGGAAGGAGAGAAAGUCGAGGGCUGUGUUGCCUCUCCUGACACUGCCUGUGCCAUGAGUUGUGAAGCUUUCUGGCUCCCAGUGCCACGCAGUCUUGAAAUACAGAAUUGUGCCUACACCGAAGUUGUGUGUGGUGAGCUCCAUUAUUGGGUUGUAGGUUUGGGGUGAAGGUGGACAGCCGUGUUCUUUGAAUAAAACCAUAAUGCAGUUAUUGUAAACAAGCAUAAAGUUUUUCAUAACGAUUAGCUUUGCUCCUGAGCCAAGAAGUUAAAUGCUGGAAGGUGCAGGAGGAUGCUGUUGUGGUAUUCAGAGGAGCAGCUGUUAAGUUCCGUGUUGUGGAACUGGUUUUUGUGGUCCUGUUCAAGGCAGCAGCACUGUGUUACUGCUUCCCAUCGCCUCCCCUGCUGCUGCCUCUCCUCGGUGAGGGGUGCAGUGCUGUAAGAGCAGUAGGAGCCAUUGAUGGAUGGUAGCAGCUCUGUGUGAGGGGAGCAGUGUUCUGUCUGGGUGCUCAGGGUUUUGUCACUUACAGCUUCUAAACUAAUGAUAGCAAUUUUCUAAGGCAAAAGGAAUUCAAGUGUAAGAUCUAUAAAUUGCCUUUCCUUCCAGGAAAGUGCAUUUUGUAGUCAUUGUAAUGCAGAAAUGAGAAAACUCAAGGGAUUGGUUAAGCCUGGUCUGCAGAUAAGAUGAUGGCUGGAGCUCCUGAAGU